Neopelma chrysocephalum (saffron-crested tyrant-manakin) is the source of this 2579-nucleotide messenger RNA. It is a transcript of the gene ERMARD, whose product is annotated as ER membrane associated RNA degradation. The record is from RefSeq and is a predicted model, not a curated record. The transcript is spliced from 18 exons. NCBI's taxonomy places the organism in Eukaryota, Metazoa, Chordata, Aves, Passeriformes, Pipridae. Bases 227 to 2227 code for a protein of 666 amino acids.
CUGCGGCCCGAGGGCGGCGCGGGAGGAGAGAGGAGGAGGCAGCCUUGCUCGGCUUCUGCCAGUGGAAAGUGGGGCUUGGUGACCUCUCCCUCAAAAGAUCACAGCCCUGACCCAUGCCCGGCCUGUUUUAGAUAAAUAAUAAUAAUAAAGGGUGGCUGCGUUAGUGCGGGAUUUGCUCUGGCCUCUUGUCCCUGACAGUGAAACGGAGGGGGGAGGGAAAGACAAGAUGGCAUUGUCAGACUCGGUCACUACUUGUCUUUCUCAGCCUGUGCAUUAUGCAAUUUGCAAACUUGGAUUUGAGAAAAAAGACACGUAUGAUAUUAACAAUAUUUUAUCUGGAAAUGGUGAAGUAUGUUGGCAAGCUGUUACAGAGCAUGUGUGUUACCUUGAAUCAGAUCAAAGUGUGGAUUAUAUCAAAAGCAUACGAUCAUUAGGACCUGUAUGCGAAUCUGUUAAUGUGCACUUCAGAUCUCUGACCAAGGAGCAAUUCAUAAUUCGGUAUGCAUCGUGGUUGCACUGGACAAACUGCACAGAGGUAUUUCUUGAAGUGUUUGAUGUUUUACAAUAUACACAAACUGCAGAAGUUGCUCUUGGCUUAAUGAAACUAACAUCAUGCUUGGAGCGAGCCUUGGGUGAUGUAUAUUUACUUAAGGGUAACGAUUGCCCUUUCCUUCUAAGAGACUUGCUUGCAUCUGAGCAGCUAGCAGUUGUCUUUGGACAAGCUGUAAUGAAUGUACUGAGGAUAUUCAUUGGAUCUCCAUAUGGCCUGAAUCUUCAUAAUGUUUUGUGGCAUGGAUUUGCAUCCCCACAAGAAAUUCCUGCCAAAUAUUGUGCUAUGCUGCUUUUUUUAACUAUAGGGUUGGGUCAGUUGUUGCAGACUUAUCUUCUACAAAAUAAAUGGAUUUUACUACAUCGACCUUAUGUGAUCUUCGUUAGCUUAGAGGAGCUUGAUGUAUUUCCAGAUCUUAAUAAUGAAACACUUUCCAUAGCUGAAGAGCUUGUAAAACUGUCCAGUUUUGUAUUAAAAACAAUGUUACCAUUUUGGAUCGCUGCUUUAACAGCUUUCAAGCAAAACAGGUAUGCUGACAGUGUGAUUCUCUUACUUCCUCAGCUGGAAGUUGGACUUAGAUUGCUCUUCACUACAACUAAUAAAUGUCCAAAUCGUUUGCUAACAGCUGAGUCUUCUGCUUUCUACACGACUUUCGAUGAGAUGCUAGCAAAGCAUUUGGAUAACAAUGAAGUCAACCAACUGCCUGUAGUUCUUGAAGAGCCUGCCAUGGAAUUUCUUUGGGAUUUCUUGAACCACCAGGAGGGUCCACGUGUAAGAGAUCGUUUAAGCCAUGGAGAAAUCAAUCUGGAAGCAUUUCCCAGAGAAGUAGCUAAUCAGAUAGUUGCAUUUGCAAUUACCCUUCUCUGCAGAUUUUCAGAUGAGAAUAUGUUUUCUCUUAAGGAACACACGGUCAUAAAACCACUGAUAAACUGUGCAAGUUGCUACCAAUCUCGAUUUCAUCCAAUUUCCCGUCUCAAGAAACAGGUGUUGGAAUGUAUGAAGAGCAUUCAGUUAUGGUCUGGAUUGCCAACAGUGUCUGAGGAACAAGUUCAAACAAUUAAAAGUUUGGAAGAAAAUGCUGAAGUUAGUACUUUAAUUUUGAUGAUAUCUGAAAUUACAUCUCAGUUGGUGCAAUGUAUGCCCCAGAAUUGCUGUAGUUCAGAUGAUCCAAUCAAUAGUGUCCUAACAGAGAGGCUGUUGACUGAACUUUGUGAUACGCGUAUUUGCACGCUUUAUUCUCCGCGACCGGUUCUGGAAAUAGUAGUGAUACUCCGCAAAAUAAGCACGCAGUGCCAUCAAGUGUCCGAACAAGUUAUUGCCAGCGCUGAGAUGAGAUACACACAGUGGGUGAACAAGACUCUACGUUCUCGUCAGAGGCAUAACUAUCUACGGAUGUUGAACAGCAUUAAAUUUUUGUCUCCAGUGUUGCGACUCAUCUUAAUAUUGAUUACUGUGGAAGUAGUCAGUGUUCAUGCCAUUUGUAAGAAGAAUCCUUUUGAUUAUCAGCAGUAUCUAAAGUUUUUGAAGUUAGUCUUGCAGUACACUGAAAACUUGGUGACAUACACAAGCCCUGAGAAAAACAAGUGGGAUGAAACCAUGGAACUUACAAACAAGGCUUUGAUAAAAAUAAGAAAAAUCAGUGACAGAAAGCUAAUGUUAAUGCAUCUGGCUACAUGAAUUAAAUGGGCUUAAGAUUGUUUGGACAUUGUAAUAUCUAAACAGUUCUGGAGUCCUCAUAUCAAGUCUAAUUCAAAGACAAACUUCAUCAGACAUUGUCAAGGUUUGGAUGCAAAAUAUAGUCUUUUUAUUAGAAAGUAGCUGUUGAGACUGGAGAUGAAUGAUCAAGCUUUCAUAGAAUGAAUUGUUUACUGAAUGCACUUAAAAAGAUUUACUGUGAACUAAAUCAGGAUGAUGCAAGUUCUACUGUAAGUAUACUUUAUGUUUUGUACAUUGGGGCUUUUUUUUGUAGUUUUCUAUUGUAUUGAAAAAUAGCUAAAUAAAGAGUGUGAAUAAAAGGUCAGAGAUUUUU